UUUGGCACACAAUAAGCGUUUAAUAAGUCACAAGCAUUUAUUAAAGGACUAUAUGCCAGGCACUGUGGUAAGUGCUGGUGAUGCAAAAACAGGUCCUGCUCUCAAGAAAUUCACAGUCUAAUGGAGGAGAGACAACAUGUAAACUAAUAUAUUGAAAAAGUGUAGAUAAUAGAGGGAAAGUACUAGUGUUAAAGGGGAUUGGGAAAGGCUUCCAUUAGAAGAUGGAAUUUUAAUUAGGACUUGAAAGAAACCAGGGGAGCCAGGAGAGAAGAGGGAGAGUAGUCCAGGCUGGGGAGACAGCCAGAGAAAAUGCCUGAACUGAGAAAUGGAGUGUCUUGUUUGUGGAACAGGCCAGCUUCCCUGGAUCUAAGAGAGUAUAGGAGGCAUAAGUGUUUAAAAAAAAAAAAACCAGAUUAUGAAGGACUUUGAAUGCCAGAGGAGUUUGUAUUUGAUUCUGAAAAUGAUAAGUGUGUGACACUAUCAGAUCUGAGCUUUAGGCAGAUUUUUUGCUGCUGAACUAAGUGAAGAUGGACUGGAGGCAGACAGGUGAUGAGCCUGCACCUGGGCUGUGACAGUGUCACUGGAGAAAAAUGUGGAGCUAAACUAAAUCCUAUAGGGAAAAGCAACGAAUUUGGAAUUGAAAACAACAGAUCCUUCCUUCUGCCACUUACUAGUCGUUCAAGAAGCAAAUAUUUAAAGGCUUGUCUGUUAGGUAGAGACAAAAAGGAAAUAAGUCCAGAAUGUGUGCCUUCCCUUCUCCAAAACUCAAUUUCUUUUUUUGUUCAAAGAGAUCAGAUCUCCAGUCCCUUUGAAUUGUCUAAGCCAGGAUCUAUCCUUGAGAUCCAGAUGAGGGGGUGGGGCUUGCUCUGAUUCCCCAGGUGUGGGCAGGGCACGGAGGCUGAGUCUUCGACGCUCCGGAAGAAUAGAAAUUCGAGGAGGGCGGAGCCAAGGGGUGGAGCUUGUUGAACUAGGUGGAGGUCCCAGAAGGCCCCGGGAGAACUGACUCGCGCCCCGCGGGGGAUGGGGGCGUUGCAAAAGGGAGGAGCAAAGAAGGCGGAGGAGUGCGUCUCGAGCCCGCAACCGUUGGCAAUCCUACCCCGCCCCCAUGAUCACGUGUUGAAACUCGGGCGCCCGGGAUUGGGCAGUGCGGCGCGAGGGGCGGAGCGGAAGGUUCUGGAGAGGGCUGGCGGGCUCUGGAAGCUUCCGCCGGGCGGGUAUAUAGCGUCCGGGCCGGGGCGGCGGCGGAGCCGUAGGGACGGCGGCGGGAGGGUGGGGGCCAUGGGUAAGGAUUACUACCAGACGCUGGGCCUGGCCCGGGGCGCCUCGGACGAAGAGAUCAAGCGAGCCUACCGCCGGCAAGCGCUACGCUACCACCCGGACAAGAACAAGGAGCCUGGCGCCGAGGAGAAGUUCAAGGAGAUCGCCGAGGCCUAUGACGUGCUCAGCGACCCGCGCAAAAGGGACAUCUUCGACCGCUACGGGGAGGAGGGACUGAAGGGUGGUGGCCCUAGUAGUGGUAGCAGUACUGGUCCUAACGGUGCCUCCUUCAGCUACACUUUCCAUGGGGACCCUCAUGCUAUGUUUGCUGAGUUCUUUGGUGGCCGCAAUCCUUUUGACACCUUUUUUGGUCAACGAAACGGGGAAGAAGGCAUGGACAUUGAUGACCCAUUUUCUGGCUUCCCAGUGGGCAUGGGUGGCUUUACCAAUAUGAACUUUAGUCGACCCCGCCCCACCCAGGAACACAGCCGCCGAAAACAGGAUCCCCCUGUCACCCAUGACCUGCGGGUCUCACUUGAGGAGAUCUAUAGUGGUUGUACCAAAAAGAUGAAGAUCUCCCACAAGCGGCUUAACCCCGAUGGGAAGAGCAUCCGCAAUGAGGACAAGAUCCUGACCAUUGAAGUGAAAAGAGGGUGGAAAGAGGGGACCAAGAUUACCUUCCCAAAAGAGGGGGACCAAACCUCUACCAACAUUCCAGCUGACAUUGUCUUUGUUUUAAAGGACAAGCCACACAAUAUAUUUAAGAGAGACGGGUCUGAUGUGAUUUACCCUGCAAGGAUCUCCCUCCGUGAGGCCCUGUGUGGCUGUACAGUGAAUGUCCCAACGCUGGAUGGCAGGACCAUACCCAUAGUGUUCAAGGAUGUCAUCAGGCCCGGAAUGAGGCGGAAGGUUCCUGGAGAAGGCCUUCCCCUCCCCAAAACACCAGAAAAACGUGGGGACCUCAUUAUUGAAUUUGAAGUGAAUUUCCCUGACAGAAUUCCCCCGUCUUCAAGAACCGUCCUGGAGCAGAUCCUGCCUAUAUAGCAAUCUCUGCUCCUCAAGGACUGAACCAAGGACAUUUCCAAAGCUCAAGGUUUUCUGGACCAUCUCCAACAGUUGUGGGCCCCCAGGGUGGGAGGGACCACAGAGGGUUUUCAUAUGCUGAAUGUUUCCAGAGAAUAUAUUACAAUCUUUCAAAGUCUUGCAUUAGGCUUCAGUGGUUUUUCAAACAAUAGGUUCACAGGUAAUGGGGUAGCACAAAAGCAUUCCAAGGAAUUUGACCCUCUUUAAUGGUGCCAGUAUAACUAAUCUCCUCCCCCUUUUCCCAGAAACAAUUAAGUUUUCUGUCAUCUCCAGCUCAGACCCUGAGUUGUAUCAACUACCCUUGAAUAUACACACUCCCUCCUUUAGAUGGAAAGCAUUAUACCACAUAAUUGGACUCUGCUGUUCUUUAGCAUUUUUGGCUCUUACUCUUAGUUGAUGUCUGCCUGGAGUACAGUCCUGGUUACAAGACCAUUUCUGCUCCUCAUUGCUGUUUGUGGUGUUACUGAUAUGUAUUUUAUUCCAACUUUGUCUUCACGUGUCUCAUUUUUGCUUCUGAAAAUAAUUACAUCCUUUCUUGCUGUCCCAGAAUGAAACCUUAUAAUUUACCUUGAGAAUUGCCUUGAUGGUGUCCAAAAGCCAACAAAAAGGGAGGCUUGGGUAACCAGUGGGGCAUUCUAAAAUUCUUUCUCUAUAGUCAUUUCUUUAUAGCCCAUUCAUAGGCUGGGGUCCAUUAUUGUCUUUUCCUCUUAUUGGCUCACCUGGGAUGUACAGGAUAUCGCAUUAACCCUUCGAAUCCCUUAACCCCUGACCCAAUCUGAAGAAAUGGACUCUGGACUCUUAUCAAAGGGAUCCAAUCCUUUUGAAUUUAGCACAGCCCUAGUUAUAAUCCCUUUUGAUAAAAGGGUCUUUGCUUCUGAUACAGGAGCACCAUGGAUCUUCUGUAAAUAAUUUUUGUAUAAAUCUGUAUAAAUUUGGUGUGCACUUACAAAAAACCCAAUGCAUUACAGCUGCUGCUCUCUGUAUGGGGCCAUAUUGGAAUUAAAAUGAAAUUUUUGGGGUUGUUUUUUUUGGAACAACUUUGUCUCUUCCCUGGAAAUGGGUCUGGUACUCAGGCCUAUAGAUUUAAUUGUAAGGUUGCUGCUGCAGACACGAGACCAAAGCAUAUGACUUGUCAAUGUGCAGUACGUCAGGAUUAAAGACUGAUGCUAAACACAGGAAA
Molecule: messenger RNA, 3520 nt
Organism: Antechinus flavipes (yellow-footed antechinus)
Lineage: Eukaryota; Metazoa; Chordata; Mammalia; Dasyuromorphia; Dasyuridae
Gene: DNAJB1
Product: DnaJ heat shock protein family (Hsp40) member B1
Exons: 3
Coding region: 1021-2301 (426 amino acids)
Cellular component (GO): cytosol
Molecular function (GO): Hsp70 protein binding; transcription corepressor activity
Source: RefSeq, a predicted model, not a curated record